CUGACAACAUCCUGAAAUGGGUCUGUUAUCCCACCUCGCGAGCCCGCAUUCUCACGCACUGCUUGUCAUGUAUACUUCGCAUCGCAUAUUUACAUUGGAUGAUCCAACUGCAACCCAAACCGCAGCGGCUUUCCCCAUUUGAUGAUGAAACGAGAUGGAGAGCCGAAUCUGAUUUCGACCUCCCGCUUGCCGCCACGCUACCUCUUUCCUCUUCUCACCUGGUUCAGUCACGACGACAUGACUCCAAGAUCCAUGUGUACCCGACUCUCUGGAUUCAAAGCUCACGAGGACCUUCUUGGACUUCUCUCAGGCCGGAAUACCAGCUGCAUCUAUCUCGGAUUCAUGUUCGUGGUGUCACUGGACAGUUCAGGACGGGAAGAAUGCCAAAUCCCACUCGGUUUGCUUGUCAAGUGGGAGUGAAAGAUAUGUUUGUUUCAUACUGUAUAACUUUCAUGACACACCUGACUGGCUGGGGAAGCUAUGGUCGCUAUGUUUGGUGAGGUUGGCUGCUCGUCUCUCUCUUCAGUUUCUCUUCAGGCUACCACUUGGUUGGCGGUCAGCGGUUUCAUGAAGACCCAAAUACUCCUGCCCACAAGCGCCCUAUCCGCUCGCCAUCGAGAACUGCGUGGGCACAACUCGAUUCGGAAACAAAAGAAGGCCUGUGAACGGUGCCCGUGUCUUCCCAGACUUGGGGUUCUCGAGCUUACCAGUGAGCCGGCGCCCGCUCAUCGGCAUCCAAAGCAGGGCACCGAUGGUUCGAGACGUCCCGUCCAGUCCCAAAGCUUCACGGCGCCCAUUGCGCAUUCGUGCAAAGCGAAAGUCAACAAACCCACCUUCUCCGAGUUCCAUCCCAUCUCCGAACCCCGUUUCAGCCGCCGUUGCCCUUCUGCCCCCGAUCCGGGCCCAACCAGCCGAGCCAACCCAGCCAAACAGCAGCUGAAGCUGAACUGGCACUGCAAAGACUCCCGCCCUUACCCACCAGCUGUCGCUAUGCGCGACACAAAUAUGCGGAACGGUAACCGACCACAAGUAUCCCAGGGUAGUCACGGUACUGGCGCUCUUACCGACAUGCCCAGCGGAAACUCGGCCGUCGCCGGGUCCAGCUGGCCGACCAUCAUCCCCAUGUCCACCAUAGCAGGCGAGGAUGGGGUAAUAAACUACCAGGUGGAGAACCAUCAAGUAGUGAUCGGCCAACCACUUAAUCACUUUUCUGAGAGCGGUAGCGAGUACGAAGACGUCGAGGACGAGGAGCACCAACACGAAGACGGCCAAGGCGAACAAGAAGUGGAAGAGCACGACGACGACACUGACGGACAUGAAAGUUUGUUCUAUGGUCACCACUACCUGCAUACUGAUCAAAUGUUGAGCCACCAUCCGCAGCCCUCCUUCUACCUUGGCCUGGACGGUUAUCUCUCCGACGACGUCGACAUGUCCGACGAUGCGGGUGCUCCCUUGGUGAACUACUUACAAGUGGCCAACUUGCUCACUAACGACAUGGAUACCGAUGUUUCAGACCUGGGUGGCGAGCAUGGCUCUCCAUAUGGGUUGAGCAUGGCGCCCGACCAUGAGGAUAGCAUUAGCAUGACCUCCUCCCUAUCAGACGAAGAGCAGUUCUCACAGUACCCUCCAGCACCUUUCACGCCCUUCACCCUGGACUUGGUCAACCAGAUGCUGGCCACAACUGGGCAAGGUUGGCUGCCUACGACGACCGCGUCACAGGUGAUAUCCGGCAUCAUCAACACGGUGCAUCCCCAAGUUCCGCCUACAACGUUGCUUGAUACCUUUCCUCACCCAGCUCACGGUCCCAAUCUUCAUAGCAUGACUAGUCUUGGUCCAAGCAACUACUGCCUCACCCAACUGUUGUAUGACUGGGCUCGUCCAGAUCAUCGAGGACAAGGAGUACAUUUACCUAGGGGCCCCUAUCCAUGGCCCAGCAGAAUUGCGGACCUCGCUGCCCAGAAGCUCUCACGGAUACGCUACAAAGACCUUUCUGGGGAUCAAUGCGAUUUUCAAGGGGUGAACUGGGAAGAACUAGGGGUAACUAGGCAGGAGGCACGGCAACGUAGACUCCUGACCUACAGGAACUACGUCAACGUGUCGGAGUCUGACAAGUGGGAUGAAAAUUGUCCCGAUGUUAGCUUACCUUGCACCGAUAGUUUCUUCAAGUUCCGGCGUAUGGAUUUCAAGUCCAACAUCAACUUGUCGCACUUUCAACUACGAAACAUAUUGGCCACCACCUCCCGUACUAAGAUCUUUUAUCCCGGCAGCGGCGCUGUACACCAGUUCAACCCAGUCUCGGGGAAGACACGAGUAGUUAUGAAGCUCGGCGAUGCCCAGGGCUCACAUGUAUCUACUAUGGCCGCCGGUCGCGGCGUCCUCAUAGCGGGUAGCUUCAAUGGAGAGUACACACUUCGCCAUAUGGACUCUGACGAGCCAGAGUCAUCAGCCUGCCACGAGGGUAUCAUCACCAGCAAUCAAAGUGGCAUUACAAAUCAUGCCCAAGUCUAUCAAGACCGGAAUUCCGACAGACCUCUGGCUGGCUUUGCAUCGAACGACGCCAUCUUCCGCGUCUUGGAUAUCACUACCGAGAAAUGGCUUUUUCACGAAGUUUACGAUUUCCCGCUGAAUUGCACCGCGGUCUCUCCUGACCGUCGCUUGCGUGUCGCUGUUGGAGACCAUAAGAACGUCUUCAUCACCACGACCGAGUCGACGCUGGGAGGUGGGAAACCCCAAGUCCUUCAAGAGCUCUCCGGUCAUCGUGACCACGGCUUCUCCUGCGCCUGGGCGGACGAUGGAUGGACAGUAGCCACAGGUUUUCAGGACAAAGCAAUCACGAUUUGGGACGCCCGCCGUUGGACAGACAGCAACGGGUCCUCGACACCACUAUGCACCAUACGUGCUGAGAUGGCCGGAGUCCGCAACUUGCAAUUCUCGCCGAUCGGCAGCGGCAAGCGUGUCCUCGUCGCAGCCGAGGAAGCCGACUACAUCAACAUCAUCGAUGCACAGACCUUCCGUUCCAAGCAAACAGUCGACGUCUUUGCCGAGAUCGGCGGUGUCUCAUUCACAAACAGCGGGCAGGACCUCACGGUGCUGUGCUACGAUCCGACACGAGGAGGCCUUCUGCAGUUGGAGCGGUGCGGAAUGAGUCAGAUGAUGACAGGGGACUUCGACGAGCGAGGCUUGGAUUAUCGAUAUUAUGGGCGGCACAUGGGAGAAAGGGGUGACUCUGACUGGCUACAAUCUUCUUUCACCGAGGAGAAGCGCAUCAAGGAUAGCGUAGUUUGGAGAAGUCAAAGACGCGCGGCGCUAGCUGAUCUAGGGCCUUUUUGA
This is a messenger RNA of Neurospora hispaniola, 3330 nucleotides long. RefSeq lists its product as uncharacterized. The record is from RefSeq and is a predicted model, not a curated record. NCBI's taxonomy places the organism in Eukaryota, Fungi, Ascomycota, Sordariomycetes, Sordariales, Sordariaceae. The coding region runs from base 481 to 3330 and encodes 949 amino acids. Gene Ontology annotation, molecular function: protein binding. The transcript has 6 exons.